Molecule: messenger RNA, 1443 nt
Organism: Kwoniella shivajii
Lineage: Eukaryota; Fungi; Basidiomycota; Tremellomycetes; Tremellales; Cryptococcaceae
Exons: 12
Coding region: 1-1443 (480 amino acids)
Source: RefSeq, a predicted model, not a curated record
AUGGUAUUCGGUGCCGGUGUGGGAUACCUGGAAUGGUACAAGGCACAUGUAUUGCACAGGAUUGAACGAGCUUUUGAGCCUGGUUACGAUCCGGCUUUGGAAUUAUCCACCCUGCACGCACCAAACUCAUCCCAUAUCCACCGCCGAGAACAGCCAAUCAUCGACCGCAUCGUAGCAGGUGAAGAUAAAGGAGGGUAUUACCUGGUAAUAGGAUCCAAAGGAACCGGGAAGGGUACCAUGAUACUAGAUGCCAUGCGGAAAAUCAAUGCCGAAGGUGUAUCCUUUUGCGAAGCCCACCCGGAUCUUGAGGUAUUCCGACUUCGUUUAGGAAAAGCUCUCGAUUUUGACUUUUUUGAAGACUGGCAAGGAUCCUUGUUUUCACGUGCGGAUCCGAGAAACGGUGGGCCGGCUUUGGACGUAGAAAGAGCCUUGAACAAACUUGAAAAGGUCGCUCUGCGAUAUGCGAGGAAGAACGGUAGACCGUUGGUUCUAGCUUUCAACAAUAUACACCUCAUCCCUAACACCACAGAAGGUCAUGGACUGCUCCAUCAACUCCAGCAGCGGGCGGAAGCUUGGGCUGAAGGGGGCAUUCUGACCAUGAUUUUUUCGACUGAUGACUUCUGGUGCCUGGACAUGAUGAAAAAGAACGCUUCACGGAUGCGUAUCCUUAGUGUAUACGACCUGUCGGCGUCUGAAUCACUGCGAGCACUACGGCACCUUCGAAGACAAGCUCUAGCCAAUCGAGGGCUGGAAAGAAACGUGGAAGAAGACGAUGUAUUGAGGCGGGUUUAUGAGCUAGUCGGUGGGCGCACGAGCUAUCUGGCGAGAGCAGCGAGAUCCGACGAUAUGCUGGAGGAAGCGGAACAGAUGAUUGAGGGCGAGAAGCAAUGGCUAUUGUCAAACUGCUCAUGGCUUCUACUCCGCCAUCUCGCCAAGAUGAUCCCUCCCCUUUCGACGUAUCCGCAGAUCGACGACAGUAUCCCUCCGCCGGACAACAACGAGCUGCCCGUUGGUGAUACAGCUCCAGAGGCAGAAGAGUCAAACAGCAGUGUCAAUGUGACCCCUCCUCCAGUCGAACCGUCCAGCGCAGAUAUCCACCUGCCUCACGUGACAUAUGAAGCUGCAAGGAGGAUUAUGACGCGAGCUGACUUUUUGAACGAUCUGGAUCACUAUCAUCUGCACCACGAUGUCAGACCAGAUUCUCUUCUACUGCUGAGGGCUGCUCAACAGGUCGUAUCGGCAGAUGACUUUGAUGACGACUUGGAUACCACUCGUGAUCGUGUGGAUCAGAUUGAAGGUCUGCAUCGACAGAGUGAAUUGACCAUCAAGGAACCCUUCAAGGUGACAUUUGACAAAAGUAACGGUAAGGCUGUCUGGGAAGUCAUAGGGCUGGGUGAUAGUUUUGUGCCAACCACAGAAGUCGAGGAAGAACGACUAGUAUGA